Molecule: messenger RNA, 603 nt
Organism: Laetiporus sulphureus 93-53
Lineage: Eukaryota; Fungi; Basidiomycota; Agaricomycetes; Polyporales; Laetiporaceae
Exons: 2
Source: RefSeq, a predicted model, not a curated record
GGACAAAACGUUCAUCAUUGGCGCUUCUACCUACACAUCGAAGACCGAUCGGUAUUAAUCGACAUCGUGCCGGGUGGAGAUGGGCGGACGGGUGUCCUGAUGGUGGUGAGCAAGCCGUACGCGAGGACCAGAGCGAAGGUUGCUCUUCAGUUCGACGUCACGCCUUCGCCGGGAACGUCCGUGCAGCAGUAUAUCGACUUCAUCAUUAAACACAAUCUCGACAAAUACAAGUAUGAUGUGGAUGGAAAUGGAUGCCGUUGGUAGUGCACUGUGGUGUUAGAGAAGUUGAAAGGUGCAGGGAUGGUAGUUGCAGGCUCGACGGAUGCGUUUUUGGGUUGGAUCGAAGAGCAGGCCAAAAGCCGUACUGCCAGCAUCCCGAUGCCUGUCCGCAAAGGCGAAUUCUACGGUUGACCGCGGGAAUAGCCUGAAGAUCCUAGACGCCUAGUUAGAGUGAAAUUUAGUGAUACAACCUCUUGUCUCUGCAGGCGUUUCCACAUGUUGUUACGUAAGGGCUGGGCAAGGCUGUGUGUACGAAUCGACUAUAUCGGUCCUUCACUGUUUUCUCAUUCACAUGAGAAAACCAGUCAUCAGGGACCAUGAGAU